AACACGUGUUAUCUUGAGUUCAAGACAUUCCGGCUUCAUCAGUGAACAGAUACAGUGCACAAUAAUGUUAAAAAUAUAUUUAAUUUGUUUGUCGUUCUUGUUCUUAUUAAACAUUGAGUCGGCACGAUGUGACCCACAUUACAAAUUCAACAUGGACGCAAAUGGCUGGCUCAAAGUGCACCAGAUACCCGCCACCUGGGAGGAAGCAUUCCUUAGAUGUCACUAUGAAGGUGCUGUGCUUGCGUCCCCGUUGACGCAGCAACUGAGCAAAGCCAUUGAAAAUAAGUUUUCAGAUAUCAGUUAUAGUCAAUCAAUCCACUUAGGGAUACACGAUUUGUACUCUACCGGUGACUUCGUUACUGUAGAAGGAGUUCCAUUGGAAAGCUUGAUGUUGAAAUGGAGUUCUUUCAAGAGUACGGGCGACUGUUUCGCCAUGUCUCGUGAUGGUCGAUCAUUUAUGACAAAGUGCACGGAAUCUCGACCUUAUGUCUGUUACAAGAAGCUGGACAAUCUAACGAUGAACAUUUGUGGAACAUUCGAUGAUGCGUAUCGAUUGAACGAGAAGUCAGGCAGUUGCUAUAAGAGACAUUGGCAGCUUAUGACCUGGCCAGACGCGUACAAGAUAUGUGCUGCUGAGGGAGGGUACCUGGUCAUCUUGAACGACGCUACGGAGGCUGCCAUCGUCAGAGAUAUGUUCCCAAUACGACCAGGAAAAGCGAACGAUUGGGAGAACUUCCACGUGGGUCUGCGGGCGUGGGGACCUGAACGUACUUGGAUCACUAUUCAUGGAGAAAGAAUAGAAGAUGUAUUCCAUGAUUGGAAUCCGGGACAACCGGAUAACUACAUGGGCAUUCAGAAUAGCGGCUCCUUCAUCAGACUUGGCACUCUAGACGAUCACGCCUCAGAUAAGAAAUCCAUGUUUGUGUGUGAGAAGGAUCCUAAAGUAAAACGCUUCGAAGAGGUACCCGAAGGACUGUCGGAAGCUUUAGGGCAAUAUUAGACCGAAAAUUGUUCUUAAAUCCUUUACGUAAAAUUUUUAAUCCGUUGAUUGCAAAGUUUAAUAAAUUGUAAAUAGGUAUUUGUCGAUUGUGUUUAUUUUGUGAAAAAUAAAAAAAACCAAAAUGUUCUUGAUCUGGCAGUGAGUCACACUU
Molecule: messenger RNA, 1151 nt
Organism: Spodoptera exigua (beet armyworm)
Lineage: Eukaryota; Metazoa; Arthropoda; Insecta; Lepidoptera; Noctuidae
Source: the annotation of a GenBank genome assembly